UUGCAAUUAAUAAGAGUUUAAACUUUCACAAUUAACACACAUAAAAGGAUGACCAUAUAUUUUCCGACUGUUUGCAGCAGCUGUGAUUGGCUGGGCAGCAUUAUGUGAGCUGAAAGCGAGCUAUGUGGUUGGCUCAGUUCAUCAGUAGUCAACAACAUACCUGAAAGGUCCCAUCUCCCCAAUCACUGCUCCUACUCUCCAUUCCUCCUUUCCUCUGCUCGAUUUAUCCACCUUUUUCCGGUGUAGGAAAGGAGGAGGAGAAGAGAAGCAGUGGGAGAGGAAGAGUAGCAAAAGGACUCAGCCUCUCUGUCUCUCUCCUGCUGGAUCUGAGAGUUGGGAAAGUGCUGGAUUUAACCGGCAUGGAGACUCGCAAACACAUCUGCAUCGUUCUGCUCGGUCUGUUCUGCCUUUCUCUAACCCUAACAUCCCUCCUCUUCAGAGAACCCCAGCGCCCCAUACCCGCACACCUCCAGCCUCACUACAUCAGCAGAUAUGUUGAAGGUGGCAGGGAGGUAGCAGAUUCCACAGAAGGAGCAGCGCAGCCCAGACCUCCCUGCUCCUUAAGACGAAUUGUCAAGCACCAUGAACAUCUGAGGAGAUGCUUUAAUUUCUCAGUGCCUCUUGUGCAGUGGGCUGGGAGUCUUAACCAGUCUGAGUGGCAGCAGCUCCAGUUCACUCCUCUACCAUUUGGCUGGAAGGAUUUAGCUUUUGAUGUGGUGAAGAGCACACUGUCGCUGCUCAACCACACUUCUAGCAGCCGUCUGUUUGAGAGAAGGUCUUCAGAUCAGUGUGUGCGAUGUGCCGUAGUGGGCAAUGGAGGAAUCCUCAAAGGUUCAGGACAGGGGAAGGCCAUCGACAGCCAUGAAUACGUCUUCAGGAUGAACGGAGCAAUAACCAAGAACUUUGAAGAGGAUGUGGGCACCAAGACAUCGUUCUACGGGUUCACCACAAAUACUCUGAAGAAUUCUCUGAAAGCUUAUCAGAGCGACGGCUUCACUGCAGUGCCACGAGACCCAGGCAUUUGCUAUAUCUUCAUCCCAUCUAACAUCCGGGAUUAUGUGAUGCUUGCUGCUGCUAUCCAAGGUGUUACUGUGCCCUCAGGGUAUGAUAAAGGAGAUUGGCCUUCCAAAUAUUUUGGAUACAAGCCACCAGUUGAGCAGUUCCGAAUGAUUCAUCCAUCCUUCAUAGAGUAUGUAACUAAGAGGUUUUUGAACUCUCCGCUGUUAAGCAUGGUGUAUGGUGAUGUGUACAUGCCCAGUACAGGGGCACUCAUGCUCAUAACUGCCCUGCACGCCUGCGACCAGGUCUCUGCAUAUGGCUUCAUUACAAGGAACUUUGAGGACUUCUCUGAUCACUACUAUGAUCCAGUUAAAAAGCCUCUUCUUUUCUAUGCUAACCAUGACCUGCCUAUGGAGGGGGAGCUGUGGGAGGACCUGCACUCUUCCAAAGUUUUGUGGCUCUACCAGAGAGACAGCCAUCAGAACCAGUCACUGACAGACUGAUAAUGUUAAACAUUCGCUUUUCGCUUGUUUGUGAAAUUAAUUUUUAUUUAAGUCUUUUGGUAGUCAGUGUUUACACUCUCACAUUUUAUUGUGGGUUCACGAAACAAAACAGUUCCAGAUUAUUUUUUUCAUGUUAACUCUGUAUUAAGAGUUACUUUUUGAUUUUGUUAUGUAUUUUUUUUUAUAUUGUGCCAAGGUUUGUUUUCUACCUGUGAAUUCCUGGUGGAAUGCAGCAAAUGUCUCUUUGCUCAUCUCAUUAGGUUUGAUUCAAGUUAUCUGGCUAACUGAGCUAGACUUAUUUUGUAUUUUCAAUCAUUUGUACGGGAGAAAAUAAAUAGUUUGUUUUGUAUGAGAA
Molecule: messenger RNA, 1857 nt
Organism: Astyanax mexicanus (Mexican tetra)
Lineage: Eukaryota; Metazoa; Chordata; Actinopteri; Characiformes; Acestrorhamphidae
Gene: st6galnac2
Product: ST6 (alpha-N-acetyl-neuraminyl-2,3-beta-galactosyl-1,3)-N-acetylgalactosaminide alpha-2,6-sialyltransferase 2
Exons: 9
Coding region: 360-1502 (380 amino acids)
Molecular function (GO): sialyltransferase activity
Source: RefSeq, a predicted model, not a curated record